AUGCUGAAAAGGCGGCGCGUCUUCUCGGUGGAGCCGCUCUGGAGCCGCGAUGGGGCCUGGAAGCCGUUAGAGAGCUCUGUGGUGCUAACUUCAGUCAGCAUGUACCGGAAUCUGCAGGACCCUCACUCUCCCAGGGAUUGCUCCCUCCAGAUGGAGCUGGAUGGCAAGAUAAGCAGCGAGAUGGACAGAUGGGGUGAGGCUGGGUCCCCGACGGAGCCCGUUCCCCACAAGGGUUUGCCCCACCAGCUGGGCUUCCUACCCACCGCCGGGAGGCUCUUGAAGUCUGAAUCGGAGGACUCCGGCGUGGAAAUGGCCAGCAGCGAUCACUCUCCCUCCACUCCUGUGGACUCCGAAAAGAGCUUUACCUUGGACUGUGUGGAUGGCUUCCAGCCUUCAGCGAAAGACUCUGCCACUGUGGUAUCCCAGGACAGCGGCCCCAAUGCGGAACAGCGAGCGGAACCAGAUCCCGGCCAAGAUCGACCCUAUCACCGCAACCUGUCCGUCAGCAAGAAACUAGCCCAGGUUGUCCAGCGGUCGCAGAAACACCGUUGGCCGGGUCGGUCGUCAAGACCGCUUAGCCAGAGGCCCCGCAGCCUCCUGGACCUGGAAGGGAUCAAGGCCUAUUGUGCACACCCACCUGCGAGUGUUGAUGGCGUUGUGGGCGCUGCUUGUGGAGAGUACCGCAGAACCACCUCUGGCUGCAGCACCCCUGUGGAACAGCACACAGAAGCCAAGGUGCAGGAUGAGCCUUCACUUCCCAUGCCUGGACAGGGUUUGCGGUACUUGGAGCACAUCUGCCAGAUGCUGGAGAAAAUCGCCCAGCUGCAGAGGGCAAACCAGCAGCUCCAGUAUCAGCAUGAAAUCAUGGAGUGCCGGCUGCGAGCCCAGAAAUCUGAGAAUGACUGCCUAUCUGAAAAAACUCCUGAACAGCCUAGGCUGGCAGGGGCAGAACCUCUACCUGGGAGUCAAGCAGCUACGGAAAUGGAGGAAAGUCCCAAUUCACCAAGCCCCUACUAUCCCCACCAAUUCCGGGCACGCUCUGCUUCUGACACGCGUGCGGUGCUGAGCCCAGUCCAUCACUUAGAGAGCAGGCCUGACAGCUCUGGGAAGGCUGCAGCCCACUUCUCCAGCUCGCCCAGCUUGAUAGAUCAACCAGAUGGAGGCCGCUGUACUUUACCACCAGGCAUGAAGCUCAAGAACGAACAUUCACACUGGGGCAAAGUCAAAGUACUGAUCAACAGGAUUAAAAGGAAGUCUGUGCGGGCCAAUGAGCAGACCCCGUUUGGCGAGGCUGCUCCCAGCAGCAGAUGGUCUAGAAUGGAUGACAUAUCGGACAAACAAGGACUUCACCCCAGGCGGCGUUUUCUGCCCGCCCUGGGGGCAAAGAAAUGUCAGUCAAAACCCUUUUCUGUGCGGUGA
Euleptes europaea (tarantolino) is the source of this 1419-nucleotide messenger RNA. It is a transcript of the gene C14H8orf58, whose product is annotated as chromosome 14 C8orf58 homolog. The coding region runs from base 1 to 1419 and encodes 472 amino acids. The record is from RefSeq and is a predicted model, not a curated record. Lineage: Eukaryota; Metazoa; Chordata; Lepidosauria; Squamata; Sphaerodactylidae. The transcript is spliced from 7 exons.